Chlamydomonas reinhardtii is the source of this 1896-nucleotide messenger RNA. RefSeq lists its product as uncharacterized. Bases 263 to 1051 code for a protein of 262 amino acids. NCBI's taxonomy places the organism in Eukaryota, Viridiplantae, Chlorophyta, Chlorophyceae, Chlamydomonadales, Chlamydomonadaceae. The record is from RefSeq and is a predicted model, not a curated record. The transcript is spliced from 7 exons.
CACAAUGUCGACAGUAGCUCUCCUGUUGCUAGCAGCCUCGGCGCUGUUGGCCGUGCAUGCCGUCCGCGACCUUCCGACUGACAAGAAGUCGCUGCAAACACCCAACGAUGACGCUAGCCAUGAGGAGAGGCUAUGCUAUCAAUUUCUGGAGCGGUGGAUGCCAGAUAGCGACAGGAAAAUAAUCAAGUAUGAAUUUCUACAGCAGCAAGUUAAGCUGGCUCUGAAAGCUCGUGAGGACAAUGACUGGGCCAAGAAAGUUCCCAUGGAUCUGUUUAUGAACUAUGUUCUGCCCUACGCGAGCCUGGACGAGCCGCGCGAGGACUGGCGCUCGCUGUUCUAUGAUAAAUUCUCGCCGCUGGUGAAGGGCACUGACAGCCUGCUGGAGGCCGCGCGCGAAAUCAAUUACCGCAUCUGGGAUCUGGACGGAUGGAACAUCACGUUCAAGGCCGAGCAGACGCCCGAGAUUAUGUCGCCCAGCCAGGUGCUCAGCCACGGCUACGCCUCCUGCACCGGACUGUCCAUCUUCAACGUGAACGCACUGCGCGCCGUGGGCAUUCCCGCCCGAGUGGCCGGCACCCCUGAAUGGGUCGGGUCGGGCGGCAACCACGACUGGGUGGAGGUGUGGGCUGACGGCGUGUGGUCAUUCUUCGACGCCAUCCGCCAGCCCUUCAACCAGACCUGGUUCUUCCCCGACCCCGUGCGCUGGCAGGUGUCCGGAAGCUUCAAGCACGCCGUGUACGCCGCCUCCUUCAAGCCCACGCCCAAGGGCAUCAUCUUCCCGCUGGCCUGGCGCGACGACUACGAGAGUGUGGUGCCCGGCUACGACGUCACCAAGUACUACGUUAAGGCCGCGCAGGACAUCCAGCAGCAGCAGGCCCAGGAGGCCGCAGAGGUCGCGGUCGGAGGCUCGGAGGGCCAGGCCAGCAGCCAAAGUCGCCGCAGGCAGCUCAUCGGCGGUGGCGAGCGCACCGCCGUGGGGGAUGUGGGUGCGGCGGCGGCUGAGAACCCUGGGGCGGACGUGGCUCCAGGCGGGGUGGCGCACCACGUGUAGGUGCACGUUGCUGUGUCGCUUGUACAUGCGCCCAGUGUGGGCGGUUGGUGUUUGCAUGUGCAUCCACGCAUCAAGUGCUAUGGCGCCGAGCUGGGUACUGUAUGCUGAUUCCAUAUUUUGUGGGGAGUGACGGAUGGCCGCUGUGGGCCUUGAUAGGAAGGCGCAGCUGCACGCUUUGCGAGGCGAUGAGAGCGUGAUUGUGCACUACUGCGCUUGACUCGGACUGCCGAACACGAAGAAUGGGAAGUGGUGCACGCUUAUUGGCGGGGGCCGGGAGAGGGACAGAGCAGGGGCCCAAGCGGCCAAGCUCGAGCCAGUUCAAUGUUUACAUGCUCGAACAUAGGUAGCGGCUGAUGCCUUGCACCAUUCAGCAGCAAACCUGCGCGUGUAUCGACGUCCAGGUUUUUGGCUCGGACCAGAGUUGCAGGUGCUUGCGUGUGUGGUCAGUCCUGUCGGAUAGCCACCGGUGUGCGAUUACACGCCACCUCGAGCGUAGUCGUACGGUCCACACAUACGGCAAUCAUAAUUUAACCAUUUUUGCGCCGCCGUGGUUGCGAGCCCAAGACCACUACCCCCCACUCAUCUGACCCAUUAAGCCCUUGACACCACCACAUGACCAGCCCACACUUCACAUCUCGCGAGUCGUCUUCACUCAAAAGUGUCAUAACGUAUGCUCAUUUAACCGCAUCCAUCACGUCCCCGUACUAAGCUUGUUCUUCGUUUAGUCACCCCGCGCAGCGCACAGCCAUAACAGCCACAGCCCGCAGCCCGGCUUGCGCACCAUGUCCUCGCGGUUGCUUUGGGGUUGACGUUGCUUGCCUCGCGCCUAGCGCCAUAGCUUCUAC